This is a messenger RNA of Fraxinus pennsylvanica, 435 nucleotides long. NCBI's taxonomy places the organism in Eukaryota, Viridiplantae, Streptophyta, Magnoliopsida, Lamiales, Oleaceae. The record is from the annotation of a GenBank genome assembly.
AUGCCAGGGGGAAGUUGGCCUCCUAUGAUGGGGCCAUCCAGUUUCUACGACUUCUUGGGCAUACGCGAGACGGGAACUUUGAUUGAGAUCAAACAAGCGUACAAGCAGCUGGCCCGGAAGUACCAUCCAGAUGUAUCCCCGCCGGGUCGGUCCGAAGAGCAUACUCGACGGUUCAUUCGUAUACAGGAAGCCUACGAAACGCUGUCGGAUCCUGAAAAGAGAGCGCUGUACGAUUUAGACAUGGCUAAGGGACUUCACCUUGCAUUCUCUGCCACGAGGCAUUCGAAAUUCGACGAGCAAAUUGAAGAGAAGUGUGAAUGGAAGAGGCGAUGGCAAUCUCAACUAUCAGGGCUAGAGAGAAGAAGUAUGUACAAGGAAUCCACUAAUAAUGUCAUGGGCGGACAAUUGCAGAGACAAAGGAUUGAAUCAUCUUAA